Molecule: messenger RNA, 702 nt
Organism: Trichoderma breve
Lineage: Eukaryota; Fungi; Ascomycota; Sordariomycetes; Hypocreales; Hypocreaceae
Product: transcription factor TFIID (or TATA-binding protein, TBP) domain-containing protein
Exons: 5
Coding region: 1-702 (233 amino acids)
Biological process (GO): DNA-templated transcription initiation
Molecular function (GO): DNA binding; RNA polymerase II general transcription initiation factor activity
Source: RefSeq, a predicted model, not a curated record
AUGGAGGGCAUUCAAACGCAUCCAGCCAAUGCCGCGCAGGCAAAGGCUUUUACCGCUCCUGGCUCGCUGUCGUUCCCCGGUGCCUCUAACGAGUUAACACCACCGUCCACCAACCCCGAUGGCAGUCAGCGAAUGGCUCCCAACGCCUCUCAGGGUCCCAGUGGUAUCACACCCACUCUGCAGAACAUCGUGGCAACCGUGAAUCUCGACUGCCGAUUGGACUUGAAGACGAUUGCCCUGCACGCACGAAACGCCGAGUACAACCCAAAGCGUUUCGCUGCCGUCAUCAUGCGUAUCCGCGAGCCCAAGACAACAGCCCUCAUCUUCGCUUCCGGCAAGAUGGUCGUGACUGGUGCCAAGUCCGAGGACGAUUCUAAGCUGGCCUCUCGAAAAUAUGCGCGUAUCAUCCAAAAGCUCGGCUUCAACGCCAAGUUCACGGAUUUCAAGAUCCAGAACAUUGUCGGCUCUUGCGAUAUCAAGUUCCCUAUUCGUCUCGAAGGUCUUGCCUCUCGCCAUCACAACUUCAGCUCUUACGAGCCUGAACUGUUCCCUGGUCUGAUUUACCGUAUGAUCAAGCCCAAGAUUGUGCUGCUCAUUUUCGUCUCCGGCAAGAUUGUCUUGACGGGUGCCAAAGUGAGAGAGGAGAUUUACCAAGCUUUUGAAAUGAUCUACCCUGUGCUUCAAGAUUUCCGGAAAGUCUAA